Molecule: messenger RNA, 2026 nt
Organism: Drosophila kikkawai
Lineage: Eukaryota; Metazoa; Arthropoda; Insecta; Diptera; Drosophilidae
Product: rho GTPase-activating protein gacF
Source: RefSeq, a predicted model, not a curated record
AUGCUGGGGAAAGUGAGAAACGGAAUUAUUGUCAUUUACGUGGCUAUAGGACUUUUUUAUAUAUUGGCCAAUAUAAACGGAUCUUCAACCUACAUGAGACCCAAGCGACAGAUGUGGUCUAUGGAUCACCACCCAGCCAUUGUUUUAUAUAGGCAACACCCGAAUGCGAUGCGAAAAUUCUAUUGGUACAAUUCAAGGACACCAAUAAUGGUGGGAAAAAUGCGACUUAAAAACUAUAUGCGUAGUAUGCAAAUGUUGCCACGAUAUGCAAUGCUCUCGCCUGUUCAGUAUCACGAUACUUUUGGGAAUUCGAAAAGAAGCGUCUUCAGAGAUUUAAACAAUAUGCAUGGAUUUAAAACCACAUCAACAACGCCUGCAACAACCAUGGAUUACGUUGCAGCUCAACCGAAUCCUUCAAUGCUGUUUAGUACAGGUCCGAUUCACCGCCCUGUGGAAUAUAUAGCCCCCGUAAUUGUGAAUCCAUUCGUACCCCUAACGGCUAAAACACCUAGUGCUGAGCGUCUUAUAGGAGUUACCAAUAGGUGGAAUCAUUCACGCUACUCCAGCGAAAGUUGGAACAACAAGUGCCCAGAACGAAUAAUGAACACAGCCGCCGGAACUACCGAAGACUGCUUUAGAAGCUCUCCUCCGGACUUUGCUAAAGAUCAAUAUACUGCUCAUAGCAUGCCAGUCAGUGAAUUGCCAGUCACAACAACUAAUUUACCGUUUUUUAAUUAUGUUGCGCAUACCUUUUUUACGCUUGACGAUGUCAUUCUGCCCCGUUCGAAGCCAGGAAAACCUUCCGUGAAAGACACCAACGAAUUUCGACCAAAACCAGCAGUUUUCACAACCGAUAUUACAAAAGAGCUCGUUACUGAGCGCUUCCAGCGUACAACGCACGCAAUACCAACAACAAUUACCACGACAGAAACUGCAUGGCUACCAGUCAAACCCACAUUUAUGAACACGGAGUACAUAAGCAGUUCUAGUUUCUUUAGUCCAACAAUUCCGACAACAACAACUACACCAGCGCCUUCAACAACAACAACAAUCGUUAAAACUGAAGCGAAAGUUUUUGAAGCCCCUACAAUUUGGACAACAGCUCAACCUAUAAGAAAUAAUUAUUCAGCUCCAAAUGUUUCAACGGAGUCAUAUAAGCAAAGAUUAAAAUCAUUAAAGGCUACGAAAAACUUUUCUUCAAAUAUUGAAACUAAACUCAAAUUGCUAAAACUUCACUUGAAAAACCUUGUCUCCACAAAGGAAACGUCAAAGUUCAUUCAAAACGUAACGACGUCAGCUGUUAUCGAUAGUAACAGUACAAUAAGCGAUAACACAACAACCCCGACCCCGACACCCGCGACGAGUAGAAGAAAUGCCAAUCGAAAAUUAAGAAAAGUCAGGAUUUUAUCAUCAACUAAAAAAACUCCAGUUCAGAUAUUACGAAACUCUACAAAUUCCAAUAAAUCCAAAAUGGAGCAUAAGAAACCAAAAAGAAUGUUCGAAAGACGAAAACUCUUCAAUUCUACUGUUGCCCCAGAAAUAUUAAAAAACGCAUCAGCUGAUGAUAUCGAUUUGGUCAACAAGUUUAAACGGCGAACCACAGUAAGCAGUCGAAAACAGCUAAAUGUUGCAGAAAGCCCAAGCGUUCGAAACUCAACGAAAAUACUUAGCCACACAAUUGCAAAAUCCCGCGCCGAUGGGAUACAAGAAGAAAAGUCAGCAUCCGCUUUGGUAACGGAAUCUGCAAUUAUGACAAUAUCCAGCGGAAAUAUAAAGCUGAGGCAGCCAAACAUAAAAGUAAAGUCGAAACAGCACAGCACAAGAAAAAACAUUAAUUUGGAGAAUGAUAAUUUUAUUCCGUCCCUUCCAAUAGAGGUAUAUUUUAAGAAAGUCAAUCAGCAAUAAAUGUGCAUAGUCUGAAAGUCACGCGAAAGAACAUAUUAAAUUAUUUAUAAUUGCAGAGACAUUAUUAAGCACCCCUUAAAUAUGCGUUUUAUUUAAUUUAUUAUUAUUUAACGGGGAACAC